AGUUUUGGGUGACCUCCGAUGGAAGCAGGCUCGCGAAAACCUCAAGGCGUUCAAGCGCUUUUCGCAUCUUCAGAAGUACUUACCCGCCGCAUCGUCUUUCUCCCUGCCACAAAAGCGGACGCACAUUCUUCGGUACCCCCAGGGUUGGUUCCCUUGAAUUCGCCUUUAGUUGUAAGGCCAUCAAUGCCGGGAAAGGCAUUGGGCAAGGGUAAUGGUCGCCCAGAUGGAAAUGGUGGCUCUAGAGCGGAGGCUCGUGACACUUUACCAGACCAAGAUCUGGUGCUCGCAUGGUCGGGGCCAAGGAAAGUGGGUGCAGGACUUUCGAACCUUGGCAACACCUGCUUCUUGAACAGUGUGCUGCAGUCCCUAACGUACACCCCUCCCUUGGCCGCCUUUCUCGAGAGCGGACAACAUCGUGCAUCAUGCCGCGUCUCGGGCUUCUGCGCUCUGUGCGCUCUUGAAGGUCACGUCCGGCAGGCGCUCAAGUCUUCCGGGGGGACAAUCGCCCCCAGCCAACUGGUCAAGAAUCUCCGCACCUUCUCCAAGCAGUUCCGUGUGGGACGGCAGGAGGACGCGCACGAGUUCAUGCGCUAUCUUCUGGAGGCCCUGCACAAGAGCUGCCUGCCACCUGGCGCAGCCAAGCUGCCCCCGGAGAAGCAGCACAGCUUCAUCAACAGGGCCUUUGCGGGGCGGUUGAGGAGCCAGGUCAAGUGCAGCAGCUGCGGGUUCACGUCAGACACGUACGACCCGUUCCUGGACCUGAGCCUCGAGAUCAACCGGGCAGACUCGCUAGAAAGGGCGCUGAAACGCUUUACCACGGUGGAGGUACUUGACGGAGACAAUCGGUACAAGUGCAGCAAAUGUCGCAAGAAGGUGCUCGCCUUCAAGCAGUUCACCAUCGCGCGCGCGCCUGCGGUCCUCACCAUCCAAUUCAAGCGGUUUGACGGCGGGUUCGGCGGCAAGAUCGACAAGAAAGUCGCGUUUCCGACCACACUCGACCUGGCGCCGUUCCUGAGCCCCGAGACGCGCCCCGGGGGAUCCCCCCAGGCGGUGUACCACCUGUACUCCGUGCUGGUACAUUCUGGCCGGUCGACGCACUCCGGGCACUACUACUCGUUCAUCAAGGCGCCCACCGGCAUGUGGCACGUCAUGGAUGAUAGCCGGGUCCAGCAAGUGAGCGAGAAGACGGUCCUCGACCAGCGCGCGUACAUCAUCUUCUACGUCCGUAAACCGUCCGCCAAGCCCGUGGGGACGCCCGAGCCGCUCGCGCCGUCCAAACCGGUCGGCGUCGAAACGAAGCCUGCGCCUGCAAUCAUUACUUCUUCGAAAGAAAAGAGUGUCACCGUUACUGGUGAAAGUGCAAAGGGACCGGCAGUAAGGGGAGAGCCGUUGUCUAGGAGUGUUCCAACCGAGACGACGUCGGUUGAUGGGAACGGCAAAGUUGGCGGUGCGAGUACGGGUCAGAAUGCAGAGGGGGCUAGUGUGAAAACGGGCGCAGGUGGUGAAGAUUCACAUGCGGAGGGGGGAAAGGGCGCUGGGGCGGGCAGGGGUGAGAAGGACCCCCCUGCUGAGGAUGUUGGUGUGCCUGUGAGCCGGGAUGAAGGGCGGCCGGGGGAGGAAGAAACUAGGGAUAGCGGGAAGGAAGGCAGCACCAGCGUGGCGUUGGACGAGGACUACUGGGACCGGUAUUACAGCCAGCACUGGACGUACGUGCCCCCGCAGUACUACCACCUGCUCCGCGUCAUGCCGAGCACGCGGCACUACUACCUGGCCAAGGAGAUGGCCGCGCGCAGGCGGGCCGAGUGGGGCCGGAAGCUGUACGAGGAGGCGCUGGCGAACAAACUAGAGCGGGAGCUUUCCGAGGACGAGAGCGCGUCGGGGGAUGAGUCGGAGGACGAGGAUACGGUUGGUAAGGAUGAGCGGCAAAAGGGGGGUGUGGAGAAAAGUGAAGAGCGGGGGCUAGAGCGGAGGCGGGGUGCUUUUGAGGAAGCAGGGGAGGGGGAAAAGUUUAAGGGAAAGGCUAAGAAGGGGAAAGGUGGGGGGAUGUUGGCGGGUACGGAAGAGGAGAGAGGUGGGGAGGGCAGUGAAGCCGCGGUUGAGAAUGGCAAGAGCCAGCGGGUUGAGAAAGGGGCAGAAAGGAAACGGGAGGAGAAACGGAGACGGGAAGAGGCACAAGGGGCGGGGGCAGCCGAGAGUGGUGCGGUAGAAGCGAAGGAAAAUGGGAAGAGAGGGACCACUGCUUUGAGAGAGAAGGAGAAGAGGGGGGUACCAGAACAGCAGCAGGAAGGGGGGUCCGCGGAAACAACGGGGGCAGUGACCGAGGGUGUGGGGGGAAAGGCUGAGACUGGGAGGAAGGAGAAGAAGCGAAGGAAAGAAGGGGAAGGAGUCAAGGUGAAAGCGGCGGAGGGGAACAAGGAAACAGACCAGAAGCGACUGCUGAUCCAGUCGAUGCUGGCUGACUUGGAAACAGAGGCGGGGAAGGAUGGAGAGUUCGUCCGGAUAGCUUCGGACAGGGGCCAGGCUCCGGACGCUGCUCAGCGUCCGAACGGAGUUACAAAAGCGAAAGCGGGAACGGCGUCCGUAGAGAAGAAGCGGGCGCCCGCGCCGAACGGCGUGCCCGAACGGCCGGCUGUCCGUGCUGACGUCAGCGAAGAGCCGCGUGCCAACGGGCUAACGGAUAUAAAGCUCGCAGGGAAGACGAACGGCAUCGGCGGUGGGAGUACCCCCCGAGUCGGAGCCGGAUUGGGUGCGAAGGCGGGGGUGACGACAGUCCACGUCAGCAUGGACUCCGAUAGCGACAGCGAGAGGGGGCCGGGUUCGGGCUCAGAUGCGGAGUCCGAUCGAGAGUCCGAACGGGCAGAAGCGUCCGAAACGGAAUCUGCUAGUGAGGAGGAGGAAGAGGAGGUUCGGCCGGGGAUGAAAAGGGAAGCUGGAGAGCGAGGGCAAGCUAACGGGGUAAUAUCGGUUCCUGCUAGCGGGGGGAGCCGACAGCCGUUUAGUCCGGGCAAGGGGCUUGGGCAGUACGGGUUUGAAGUCCCGUCCUGGGACAACGUGGAGGCCCUGGGCAACGGUCCUGCUGGCCCCAGCGACGUCACGCAUCCGAAGCGGAGAUACGAUGAGUGGGACCAAUAUUACGACCAAGGUAAAACGAAGAAAGUGAAGACCAAGGGCCUGGCAGACGGCGACUACGCCUCCUUCUUGGCUUCCGAAGGUCGACACGUGGCAGGCGCCCCCAACGGCUCGGCGGUCAGCAACCCCUUCCAGUCGUUUGCGAGCGAAGCUUCAGCUGGCAAGAAGGGGAAAGGUAGAAAACCGCACAGAGUCAAGUGAAGGGAAUGAGCUAGACGGGGAUCUGUUCUGUUUGCUUGCUUGUGUGCAUUCAGAUUUGAGGUUUGCCCUCUCGAGGUGAGCAUGUUAAAUAACGGCUUUUCAGUAGGGUUUGACACGCAUUAUUCUUCAAGCGCUUUGCAAGGUGUACGUAGCGACAAGGUUAGGACGCAUCGCUGUGACGGCUGCAUGCCAGUCCAAUCGUUAAUUUUUGAAAGAGUUUUCUGGGUCCC
Messenger RNA from Klebsormidium nitens, 3560 nucleotides. Lineage: Eukaryota; Viridiplantae; Streptophyta; Klebsormidiophyceae; Klebsormidiales; Klebsormidiaceae. The record is from the annotation of a GenBank genome assembly.